AUGUCUGAUCAAGGCAUUUACUCAAGCAAAUAUAGCAAAUUAAGAAGCAUCUAUAAAAACUACAUUGAUUCGUAUAUUGCGUUGUAUCAGCUAAAAGCAAAAACUGAUGAAGAAUUAAACUCGAUUUACCAAAUGAUCAAAUCAGAGUUGAUUGAUUCAAUUAAAUAUUCUCCUGAUGAUAUUGUAAGAGAUAUUUUAGACAUAAUUCCGUAUAAUAAUCGCUAUACAGAGUCAUAUUUAGAACUUGCCAAACGUAUCUGUGAGGAAUAUCACGUAACAUCGGUCUCAGAUGUUGAAUUCAUUUCUAUAUACCUGUUCUAUAAAGAAUAUGGUAUUGUUUUAGACAGUUCAAACAAUUUUGAAGAAAUCAAAUCUGAAGAUCUGAAUAUUCAUUCAGAAAAUACAAUUUACAGAGCAAUUAUGUAUGAUGAUAUAGAAAAUUUCAUCCCAUUCAUUGAAUUAGAUGGAUUUGAUGAAAAUCAAGAAUUUGAUAGCAGUUUAUAUCCACCUGGUUAUGGCGGGUUCUCAUUACUUGAAUUAUGCUGUUACCACGGAGCAGUUGGAUGUUUCAAGCUAUUAAGAACAAAAUUCAGCUCAGAAAUAACUGAUAAUUGUCUACGAUUUUCAUUCUUGGGAGGAAAUCCAGAGAUUAUGAGUGAAUGCCUGAAAGUUAUAACACCAGACUGGUCUUCUAUGGAAUAUGCAAUAAUUUCACACAACAUUGAUUUUGUAUCAUUCUUGAUGAACGAGUACAAUAUAGAGAUUGGUUUGAAUGAUUCCCUAAUAUAUAACAAUCUUGAUUCAUUUUUGGUUUACUAUGAUCAAACUAAUGAUAUUAAUAGAUGCUUUAUUUACUCGGUGAAAUUUAAUAUUCCAUCCCUUUGCGAAUAUUUCCUUUCAUAUGGCGCAAAUAUCAAUGAAAGAGAUAAUAACGGACAAUAUGCUAUUCAUAUUGCAGCAAAAAAUAAUAAUAAAGAAAUCAUUGAGCUUCUUCUUUCAAAAGGUGCAGAUAUCAAUGCUAAAAGUUCUAAUCAAUUAACAGCACUUCAUCAUGCGGCAUUUCGUAAUAAAAAAGAAUUGGUUGAAUUUCUUCUUUCACAUGGUGCAAAUAUCAAUGAAAAAACAAAAAAAGGAGAAACCGCACUUCAUAUUGCAGCAAAGAAUAAUCGUAAAGAAAUAGUCGAAUUUCUCCUUUCACAUGGUGCAAAUAUUGACGAAAAAGAUAAAUAUGGAAAAACCGCUCUUCAUUAA
Messenger RNA from Trichomonas vaginalis G3, 1251 nucleotides. Its product is annotated as proteasome regulatory particle assembly. The transcript has a single exon. The record is from RefSeq and is a predicted model, not a curated record. The coding region runs from base 1 to 1251 and encodes 416 amino acids. Lineage: Eukaryota; Parabasalia; Trichomonadida; Trichomonadidae. Gene Ontology annotation, molecular function: protein binding.